Molecule: messenger RNA, 708 nt
Organism: Lactuca saligna
Lineage: Eukaryota; Viridiplantae; Streptophyta; Magnoliopsida; Asterales; Asteraceae
Source: the annotation of a GenBank genome assembly
AUGAAGUUAGGAUUGGAAAUGAUGGAUAUGCUGUGGACCUUAACAACAACACAUGUGGAUGUAGAUCUUGGCAAGUAUCAGGUAUCCCAUGUGUGCAUGCAGUGGCAGCCAUUUCAUACCUUAACAGGAAUGCAGAGGAUUAUGUUGCACCAUGGUUCCAUACAAGCCAUGUUCUUGACUUGUUACAACCAUACCAUUAACCCACUUAAUGGUAGUUCCAUGUGGCCUGAAGCUCCCUACAUGAAGCCAUUGCCUCCUCAAAAAAGAAGGUUACCAGGAAGGCCAACCCUUAAAAGGAAAAAAGAUCAAUCUGAGAUGGAAAGCAAGGGGAAAACAAGGCAUACUAUCUCAAAAGCAGGUUCAGUUAAUAGAUGCACUAUUUGUAGAGAAAGGGGCCACAAUAGAUCAACAUGUCCUACUAGACCAGCAGAUGUAGCAUCCACUUCAAGGCCAAAAAACAAGAAACCUAAAAAAUGUAAAAAAGAGAAAGUUCAAGCAGAUCCAGUGGAUCCAGUUGAUGUACCAGCUCCACAUGUUGAACCAGUUCAAGUAGAUGAUCCACAUCCAGAUGUUGAUGUCCCUGCUCAACCAGUUGCAACUAGGCAGAGGAUACGAAAAUACUCAGAAAGAAUUACCAAGAUAGGGUUGAGGAGGAAGGUUUUGAAGAAAGAAGGAAGCACUGGACACAACCCAAUGGUGUUGGAAUGA